Messenger RNA from Umbelopsis ramanniana AG, 1177 nucleotides. RefSeq lists its product as uncharacterized. Gene Ontology annotation, biological process: endoplasmic reticulum unfolded protein response. The transcript is spliced from 3 exons. NCBI's taxonomy places the organism in Eukaryota, Fungi, Mucoromycota, Umbelopsidomycetes, Umbelopsidales, Umbelopsidaceae. Gene Ontology annotation, cellular component: endoplasmic reticulum membrane; Hrd1p ubiquitin ligase ERAD-L complex. The record is from RefSeq and is a predicted model, not a curated record. Gene Ontology annotation, molecular function: ubiquitin-specific protease binding; misfolded protein binding. The coding region runs from base 41 to 847 and encodes 268 amino acids.
UUUAUUUUUAAGGAAGGGUCUUAUUUCACUUUUGUUCGGCAUGCCUCCUUACAACGCACCGAAUCAACGACCGCCACCACCAAGAAACGAAAUCGUGGAAUGGUUCAACGACAUCCCUCCUGUCACUCGCGCAAUCCUGGCUGCUAGCAUUGUAAUCCCGAUUGCAGGUACAUUUGGCGCUGUUAGCAUGUCCAACUUGCUAUUGAUCUGGAAACCAGUGCUUGAAAAGUUUCAACUCUGGCGACUGGUUACGUGCUUCUUUCUUUAUCCAAUCAAGCUCGAGUGGGCAUUCAGCUUAGCCUACUUAUACCAGUUUUCCGCAAAACUUGAGCGCGACUAUUUCUUGGGCAGAACCGCCGAUUAUCUCUACUUCAUUCUGGUUACGUGUGCAGUACAAGUAAUCGCAGCUUAUUUCGCCAGCAACUAUGUUCUCAGCUCCGGUCUGUCAAUGGCCAUCACAUAUCUUUGGUCACAAAAGAACAGAGGGUCCCAAAUAUCAUUCAUGUUUGGUGUUCGCUUCCAGGCACAAUACCUUCCACUGGUACGAGUACUAUAUGAGUUCCUUGUGGACAUGGGAAGAAUCCCAAUGGCUAGCAUUAUUGGCUGGGGCGCAGGAUAUCUUUAUAACUUCUUUGUUGAAGAGUAUCCUCGUGCGGCGGGUGUUCGAUUGCUUGAUACUCCGAACUGGUUGAGAUCCCUCUUUCCACAUACGACUAGAAAUCAGGGAGGCUUCGCCAAUAACGCUGGUGGUGCAAGCAACGUUCGCGUGAAUCCUGGUCCUGCUGAUCAGCCAAGUAAUAGUGUUUUUGGUGGACAUCAAUGGGGUCGCGGUCAACGCCUCGGUUGAGAACAAUGAUGACAAUAUAUAAUAAAUGGUGUCGGCCGCAUAGAAAGCGAUCCAAAAUUAAUGUCGAUUGACCAACAAAUUUAUUGAUUCAAUUUAUGGAAUAACAAAAUUUCUGAUAUCAUUUCCUUUAGGGUUAGUUCUGACAAUGUUACAGAUUGAUAUUAGACGAAAUGAAAGAGAAAGUGUCAUCAGCAAUCACAAGUUCGUUACAGAAAAUCACUGAUGGGCCAAAGGUGAAUCACUAAGUAAACGAUUUAUGAGCACAAAUGGAGCAUUCUAACAUGAGAGUAUGUUAUAUGAAGCCCAAUAAAUGAUAUUUUUGGUUCAGCA